This is a messenger RNA of Colletotrichum godetiae, 3421 nucleotides long. RefSeq names its product kinase-like domain-containing protein. NCBI's taxonomy places the organism in Eukaryota, Fungi, Ascomycota, Sordariomycetes, Glomerellales, Glomerellaceae. Gene Ontology annotation, biological process: protein phosphorylation; signal transduction. The coding region runs from base 379 to 3027 and encodes 882 amino acids. Gene Ontology annotation, molecular function: protein binding; protein kinase activity; ATP binding. The record is from RefSeq and is a predicted model, not a curated record. The transcript has 3 exons.
CUCCUCUUUCUCCCUCCUGGCCGAAGUACCCGUAAUUUCACACACGACCUUCGCCCUCUCCAAAUUCCCUCCUCUGCGUGUCAAAGCAGAAUCCAGACCUUCACGGUCCGGCACUGAAGAGGCUCGAUAUUCCACGACCCGGAUCUAGCAAGAGACACCACCAUUCCACAGAUUUACCAUCUUGCAACUUCUUCGCUUCUAUCGCAUCCGGCCCGACGCCUUGUUCCCUGUCUCGGACGCCUGCCUGACGGAAUCCUCUCUCGGCACGACGCGCUCCAGGAGAGGCAGCUGAGACAAACCCCUCCCGCCAUCACCACCGCCAUUGACCACGCCAACUUCACUUCAGUCAAUGUCCACCUGACAUACCACAAUUAAAAGAUGGCAAUGCUGGCCCCAAAAACCGCAUUCCCGGCACCGCUGGGCUCUAGCAAUCCCAUGGUCUCCAACGUUUCUACCGGUGCCGCACCGCCCUCAAGGCGGGCGCCCACGAUCCCGAACCAGGCCACCGCCUACGCCAGCCCGACCGAAUCCGAUUUUUCCGAGAGCGACGGCCCCGAUGCCGUCAAGAACUGGGACGAGGACAAGGUCUGCGACUAUCUGAGGAGCGUCAAGUGCGGCGAAUACGAGAAGCUCUUCCGCAAGAACCACAUCAAUGGCGAGAACCUUCUCGAACUCGAUAAGGAUGUCCUCAAGGAAAUGGGUAUCGAAAAGGUCGGCGACCGCGUGCGAUUGUUCUUGGGCAUUAAGAAGUUGAGGACAAAAGCCUACGCCAACCAGAAGAAACGGAAUAGGGACUCGUUUGGUGGCCUCGACCAGUUCACCCCCUCAUCGGGCGGAUCUUCUCGGCCCUCUGCUUCGAGCGCUCGCACCGCACCUACGCCUUCUAUGAAUAAGCGGUAUUCAAGACAAUACGACUCCCUUCCACUGGAGAGCGCGUCUUCCCGCCCCAACUCACCCCUUCCCGGCACGGACGCUAUUCGCCCUCUACGAACAAGAUAUGGCCAAAGUCCCGGCUAUGUGAGUAGCGCCGGGCAAUCCGUUCCCCAGACCGGCCGAUUGGUAACUUCCCAUACCAGGAAUAACUCCAGUAUGGAUGGUUCACUGAUGGCUGGCUUACCGCAGAAUCAGGAUGUUAUCCGCGUCAUAUCCACCGGAGGAGUCACAAAGGUCGUCAAAAUCGCCGACUGCAACACAUGCGAGGAGGUCAUGCGAGUUACCCUUAGGAAGUUUGCCCUGCGAGAGGACCAUGAGAGGAACUACUGCUUCUGGGUACUGGCCGGGAUUGAGCCAGACCCGAAUCAGUGUCGGAGACUCGGCGACACGGAGCUGUGGCGCAUCAUCAAGGACCAGAAACGCCCUGAACGGAAUCGCCUGAUUCUUCGCCGCGUCCCUGCUGGCGAGCCAGGCAUGCCCGAGCUCGAGAGAGCAGCGGGCAUCGCCAUUGAGGAGGCGCAGCAGAACCACAGCCGCGCCCUCGAGACUGUGGAUAAGAGAAGCCAGAUGAAGGUACAAAAACUACUCGGCGAGAGAUGGAACGAUGAGCUGCAACACCCCCUUUCCCCGGUCUCUUUCCACGACCGGGAGCGCAACGUGUACAACACCGCCAAGGAGCUGGAGCGUCCCGCAUCCAACGACGGCCCUAGAUCUGCCGGCGGACCCAGGAGGAACAAGGGCAUCUUGCGGUCGUUUGGCGGUUUGCGUCCUCCCAGCGAGCUCAUCGCCUCGGACCUCACCUCCUACUUCCCGGAUCACCCCAGAGAGGAAAUUGACAGGACCGCUCGUCUGUCCAUGAGAAGAUCGACCCGUCUAAGCAAGGUCAACAGCCGUCUGAGUGUGGCUAGCAACCUCAGCUUCGCGUCUAGCAUCCAAGAUGCACCCCCUAUCCCAACCAUUGCCGACAGCUGGCUCCACGCCGGCAGUGCCCCCAAAGCGCGAUCAGGCCUGCGGGUCACCCACUUCCGCGACUCUGUCGCUUCUUCAAUGCUCGACACCUUGCAAGAGGAGUCGCCUGUCGAGCCGAACCGCAAGUCCUACGUGUCAUUCGCCGACAGCUCCGACGGUGCUAGUGCAGCUGCUCUCAGCGUGACCGACCCCGAAGGUUCACUCAAAGAUCUUACGGCGGCGCUCAACGAAGAUGGCGAGGACGCCGAUGAGGAGCUUGAGAGCUUCCUUGCGGGAGAGUCCUGGUCUGACGACAAGUGGAUGAAGGGAGCCCUCAUCGGCCAGGGCUCGUUCGGUUGUGUCUACCUCGCCCUGCAUGCCGUCACUGGUGAGCUUCUGGCCGUCAAGCAGGUUGAGGCGCCAGCCCCGGGUGCCAACAGCCAAAACGAUGCACGCAAGAAGAGCAUGAUUGAGGCCCUUAAGCGGGAAAUCAGUCUGCUCCGUGACCUUCGACACCCGAACAUCGUUCAGUAUCUGGGUUGCAGUUCAUCUACCGAAUACCUCAACAUUUUUCUCGAAUACGUCCCUGGUGGUUCCGUGCAGACUAUGCUCAACUCGUAUGGUGCUCUCGGAGAGCCUCUUGUCCGCAGCUUCGUCCGUCAGAUCUUGACUGGACUGUCGUACCUCCACGAUCGCGAGAUCAUUCACCGCGACAUCAAGGGCGCCAACAUUCUCGUGGACAACAAGGGCACCAUCAAGAUUUCCGAUUUCGGUAUCUCCAAGAAGCUUGAAGCCACCAACAUCCUGUCCGGCGCGAAUAACAAUAAGCACCGCCCCUCCCUUCAGGGAUCUGUCUUCUGGAUGGCCCCAGAGGUCGUCAAGCAGACCUCGUACACUCGCAAGGCCGACAUUUGGUCGCUCGGAUGCCUGGUUGUUGAGAUGAUGACAGGCACGCAUCCGUACCCCGACUGCAGUCAGUUGCAGGCCAUCUUCAAGAUUGGUGGUGGUAAGGCGGCGCCCACGAUUCCUGAUCACGCUUCCGAAGAUGCCAAGACGUUCCUUGCGCAGACCUUUGAGAUGGAUCACAACCUGCGGCCGAGUGCGGACGAGCUGAUGCUCAGCCCUUUCCUGGCUCCCAUAACAUAGUCUCUGCGUUGCCACCGAUACCCCCUCUUCGAUUCUUUGGGCUUUUGCCGCUACGCUUGUAGCGGGAUACUGUCCUUUUUGUACCUAUUUUUCUUACGAAACUCAGGACCUCCUCACGUCCUCGCGCCAGGACGGGGGUUUAUAUACUGGGACGAGACAGCGGACUGUUUCUCUUUUUGUACGUGCGAGCGGCCGCUGGAAGGACCCGACGAUAAAGCAUGGACAUGGUUGGACUUCUCCUUGACAUUCACGCAUGGGCUGGCGAAUGGAGAGAGGCUAUAAAGAUUUGGCAUUUCACGGGCACCAGGGGGCAUGAAACAAGAGAGUGUAUAAAUAAUAUCUCGAUGAGAAAUGACACUGAAGGAGAAUAAUGAGCCUCGAGUUACAGCGCACU